AACGCAGCCUGGCGUCACGUGACCCGGCAGUGACGUCACGUGUCUUCUCAUAGCAACAACACUGUUAGCUGUUGUUCAUCUCGAAACUCAUUUCUCACGCAGAAAUACUCAAAUACUGAAAAUGGCUGAAGUGGAGGAAACUCUGAAGAGGAUCCAGACCCAGAAAGGAGUGCAGGGGAUUAUCAUCGUCAAUUCAGAAGGAAUCCCCGUGAAGACGACUCUGGACAACGCGAGCACGGUGCAGUACGCAGGGCUGAUCCACCAGCUGGUGAUGAAGGCCAGGAGCACGGUGCGAGACAUCGACCCGCAGAACGACCUCACCUUCCUGCGCAUCCGCUCCAAGAAGAACGAGAUCAUGGUCGCUCCAGAUAAGGACUAUUUCCUGAUCGUGAUCCAGAACCCCUCGGACUGAAAAAGACGGAGCUGCUUCCCGAACUCAUUUCCCUCUCUCUCAUAUUUAAAUGUAAAACAGCCAAACAUUUCCUUUGUCCCGUUAUGAAUGAAAAGAACCAGGACGUUUCUAAGCACUUGCUGUACCAGGAAGUGAUGAUUUCAAGGUUAAUGAAAUCACUCCGCAGGCUCAUUUCUUUUCCCAUGUUUAAUCCAUUCCAGGUCUGCUCUCUAUGCAUACUGUGUGUGUUUUGAAGGUAUUUCAGCACACGGUGAGAAGUGCACACAUGCAAGGAAAUGCAGAUAGGGAGCAGUGCGUUAAAGCCCGCUCAGUGUAGAGGAGAGACGGCAGCACAUCUUCAGGAGGGUUUGCAAUUCCACCUUUAUCAAAAAAAACUAAAGACCGGGAUUGUUAUUUAUUGUUUUGUUGGCUAAAAAGAUGUUGAAGUGCAGCAUUUCAGUGGUGAGCGGCGAACAACACUACACACCUUUCUGCUCUGCCAUGGCACGCGUCUGAUGGUUAUUUUUAUCAAAUUAAAAAAAGUCAAAAAUU
Messenger RNA from Trematomus bernacchii (emerald rockcod), 943 nucleotides. It is a transcript of the gene dynlrb1, whose product is annotated as dynein, light chain, roadblock-type 1. Gene Ontology annotation, cellular component: centrosome; cytoplasmic dynein complex; cytoplasm. The coding region runs from base 122 to 412 and encodes 96 amino acids. NCBI's taxonomy places the organism in Eukaryota, Metazoa, Chordata, Actinopteri, Perciformes, Nototheniidae. Gene Ontology annotation, biological process: microtubule-based movement. The record is from RefSeq and is a predicted model, not a curated record. Gene Ontology annotation, molecular function: dynein intermediate chain binding. The transcript is spliced from 4 exons.